AUGCAAUGCAACUUUCGUCCUGCAUGGCUCUUUGUGUCACUGUUCAUCAUCUUCUACCUGCUCUCAUUAUACUAUUACCACUCAACGAGCUACCGCGAUCCCACUUCCUAUUUUUUUGAUCCUCAUCGUGCUUACGAAUGGAUAUAUUCAGCGCACCGGAUUGAGGAAGCUGAUGCUUAUAUUGCCACGGUCAAAGAGGAUGAUCGCCCUGUUUCAUCCCGAGUUCAUCCACCUGUCGUUUGUGUCGGCAUCGCCACCGUCGCUCGUCCUGGACACCAAUAUGUGAGAUCGACAGUUGGCUCACUUCUUGCUGGUAUGAGCGAAGAGGAACGGAGUCUGAUAUUUCUCAACAUUCUUAUUGGCCACACAAAUCCUUCGAUACACCCAGUGUUCUCAGAGAGUUGGUUGGACAUCCUGCCAGAUCGUAUUCUCCGGUAUCCCACAACGGGCCCGGAGCAUGAUCAGAUCGUUGCCUGGGAGGAGGGCGGCUGGUACAGGAAUAAGACCAUCUACGAUUACACUUACUUGUUGAAGGACUGCUAUGACACAGGAGCAGAGUAUGUGGCCAUGAUUGAGGAUGACACUUUGGCCGUCGCUGGCUGGUUCCGGCGCCUGGUUUCUGCCUUGAACUCUGUCCUUACUAAAACUCAUCCUCAAGUCUCAAAGCGGACAUGGAUAUAUUUGCGACUAUUUUACGCGGAUGCCCUUCUUGGUUGGAACAGUGAAGAGUGGUCCAUUUACUUGUUCUGGUCCUUUGCCGCCUGGGCGUCACUAUCAGCAAUGAUGAUCGCAACGAAAAGGAGCUUCCCAAAGCACCUCGAGUUUAUGACCGCUGGUAUAAUGGCUGCAAUUUCCUGCGUUUGUAUACCAGCCGCUAUUUUGCUAGUCUUUCUUGCAGGGCGGCAGACGGUGUUUCCGGUUUCCUCUGGAAUUCAUGAAAUGAAUAAGUACGGUUGUUGCACCCAAGGCCUUGUAUUCCCACGCUCAAUUAUCCCACCUCUUCUCGAGCGGGCGGAUCUUCAAACAGACUGGCUGGUUGAUAUGAUGAUUGAGAGAAUUGCCGACCGAGCAGGUUAUCAACGCUGGGCCAUUGUUCCACCAUUGUUGCAACAUAUUGGGGCCACAAGCUCGAAAGGCUAUGGUUUUGAUGAUUCGGCACGACAUUUAUGGAACUUUCGAUUCGAGAAAUACCCUAUUAUGACUGAAUAA
Messenger RNA from Rhinocladiella mackenziei CBS 650.93, 1209 nucleotides. RefSeq lists its product as uncharacterized. Gene Ontology annotation, cellular component: Golgi membrane. The transcript has a single exon. Bases 1 to 1209 code for a protein of 402 amino acids. The record is from RefSeq and is a predicted model, not a curated record. Gene Ontology annotation, molecular function: glycosyltransferase activity. NCBI's taxonomy places the organism in Eukaryota, Fungi, Ascomycota, Eurotiomycetes, Chaetothyriales, Herpotrichiellaceae. Gene Ontology annotation, biological process: GPI anchor biosynthetic process.